Molecule: messenger RNA, 1355 nt
Organism: Arabidopsis arenosa
Lineage: Eukaryota; Viridiplantae; Streptophyta; Magnoliopsida; Brassicales; Brassicaceae
Source: the annotation of a GenBank genome assembly
AGACCUUCUCUUUGAACUAGAAGCCUUAAGCCAUGUCUUCUUCUUCCUCGCUAGUUCUCUUCUCUAUUAUCUCUCUCUUCCUCAAUGUCUCACUCGCAGACAAUCACACGGCGGUUGUUAUAACAAACUCAGACACUCCACCGCCACUUCCUCCGCCUUCUCCACCGCCACGGCAUACCUUCACUUCCUCUUUCAUGCCGGGAAUCGCCGUCGUUAUCGCCGUACUCACUGCGUUUUUCUCUCUCACUUUCUUACUUCUCCUCUACGUCAAACACUGUAAACGACGAAGCGGAACCGUUUACGUAAACCACCCGCAGCGUUUCGCAAUCUCUAGAUACGGAGGAGGAUAUUACAACGGUGGAGGAGUAGUAGGAGGAAGAAAAAACUCCGGUAUAGACCGGUCCGUGAUUGAAUCUUUACCGGUUUUCCGGUUUGGUGCAUUGAGUGGUCACAAGGAUGGUUUAGAGUGCGCCGUGUGUCUCGCUCGGUUCGAACCGACGGAAGUUCUGAGGUUAUUGCCGAAAUGUAAACACGCCUUCCACGUGGAAUGUGUUGACACGUGGCUUGACGCUCACUCCACUUGCCCGCUUUGCCGUUACCGGGUUGACCCGGAAGAUAUACUCUUGAUCGGUGAUUGUAACUCCUGGUUCGAGCUCCGUUUCUCUAAAGAAGAAUCAAACAGUAUUAGUAAUCCUCCCGGUUUAACCCGGUUUGUUCCGGUUAGUCGAAUCUCCGGUCGUCAUUCAUCGGCUGGUGAACGAGCGAGUCGACUCAACGAGAUUAGAACAUCGUCGUCGUCUAAAUCGACUCCGAUGUCGUUUCGGAGAUCACUCGAUAGCUCUCUGAAAGUUAACGACGCCGGCGAGGAGAAAUCGGAACCUGUCGCCGUUAAUUGCUUGGAUCGUUUACAGAGGAAAGACGGAUUGUUGUUGAUUCCGAAUCGGGAGAGCUUUGAGGGGAGAUUUGAGCACCGGAUAAUUAUCUCCGGCGGGAAUCUAGAUGAUCAGAGGUGGAGCGAGGUUAGGCCGUCGGAUCUUUUGUACUUACGGUCGGAGAUGAUACUUAGCGAUUGCCGGAAAUUAGCUGCGGCGGAGGGUGGCAGAGAUGUAGUUAACGGGAGAAGUGUGUCGGAGUUAACGGGAAUUGAGAGACGGAGGAGAUGGGGAGGAGAGCCGAGACAACGACAAGCCACGGCGGUGAUUUCGAGGUGGCUCGCUUGGUCCCACCGUGCCUCCGCUUCCAGCAUUGUUUAAAAUUUAUAUUUUUGGUCCUUUUAGUUUUGUUUUAUAACAGUUUUGGCCGGUUUAGUUUUGUUCUAUACAUUUAGCCCAAAUUAAUAUAUUCGAGGAAUGCAA